UAUUAUUUCAGUGACAUGUAUUUAAACUGUUUUAAAUUACAAAUAUAUUUUAAUAUUUUAGACUUCGUUAAAGAUGACAAUGUUCAAUAUCUUUUGGAUAGUAGGCCAAUAUCUAUGCAUAAGGAUUUUGCUAAUACAGUACAUGGGGCUGGGGAUACUAUAUCGGACGAGGAUAAAAGGGAAGAUUUGCUCUCUCACAUUUCUUUCGAGCCAAGCAUCUUAGACUUCAAAGAAAGACAACUCGGUAUUCCUCACCAAGAAACUGUGAUCAUGUUUAACAAAGAUCACAAUAAAACUAUACAUCUUUCAUCAAUAUCUGGAAAUACACGGCAUUUCCAUUCAUCAUUUUUUCAAAGCAAAAUAAUUCCACCAUUGGGGAACACGACAUUUAAUGUUAUCUUCCUUGGUCGAGACGAAGGUGAUAUCGAUACACACCUUUUUAUACAUACUUUAGAUGGGACACUAAAGUAUCAGGUCAAAGGAAUAAGUGUUAGUAGUCCUUAUAGACUCCGACCUGUCGAUGUCAAGUUACCAUUAAAUGCAUCUUUUACACCUCUUAUAUAUAUGCACAAUCCUCAUCCGGAAACUUUACAAGUGGUGGAAGUAUAUAGCAGCGGUGGAGAAUUUCAACUAGAGUUACCAUCGGGCGAACCAGAAGGUACUCGAGAAUUAUGGGAAAUUCCACCUUAUCAAACAAAGCCUAUCAUCAGACUAACUUUUAAUGCUUACAUGGAAAAAAAUCAUUCGGCAUAUGUUAGAUUUAAAGUGAAUAAUACUGCUGAGAUCCUUGUGGUAGCAGUCGAAGUAGAGGUCAAAAGUGGAGCUGGUCUUCAUUGGGGUGGGAGUUCUGGAAUAAUUAAUUUAGGUAUGGGUGGAUCAUUACAGCCACCUAUUCGCCACCCUAUUGCUUUAAAAAAUUCCGCGAAGAAAGCAAUCAAAGUUAUGAAUAUUAUAAAUACACCUGUAACAAAAGCAUUAAAACUGCAUUUUGAGCGAGCAAUAAUUCCAGGAGAGACAGAUAUACCAAUCGCCAUUGGAAUGCUGGUUUAUGAUUGGAAAACCGGUUUGGAUGAGCAACAUUUCAAAGGCAAAUUGAUAAUAAAAGCAGUAGGUCCAGGUGGCUCUCAUCAAAAAUUAGAAAUUCCAUGGGUAGCUCAAGUGCUGCAGGGUGGAUUAGAAGUAAACACAUCGAUUACCCACUAUUGUUCUCCACAAUCCAAUCAAGCCCGAAACUUUAGCGUGGUGAACAAAUUUAAAUUACCACUAGCUAUUACGAAUGUCACGAUGUGUUCGAAUGCGAAAUCGCUUUUUACGAUAAAAGAUUUUACUCCUAGAGUAAUAAAACCCGAGCAAAAGGUCAAUAUAUUUUCUUUACAACUUGCCAAAGAACGGAAGGGUGAUAGCGUGAAAAUGGAGUCAUCGAUAUUGAUACAUUCGAACGUGUCCGUGACUGAAGUUCCGGUAUUGAGUUAUGACGGGAAACUGAAAAAAGUUAUGCUGAGCGAGAAGGAGAACGACAUGGGAACUAUGAAUUUCGGUACUGUAGGAAGCGGCACCGAGAACGAGGCAAUUUUCGCGCUGGAGAAUCAGAACCCCGUCAAUGUGGAACUACAUAGCUGGGGUGUGAAUAUGCCCGGUGCAGUUUUAGAAUUGAUGGGAUGUCAAAAUGGUCCCGCGGAUUUGUUGGAUAUGGAAUUUCGAAAUAUAACUGUGUGCAGUCCUUCUGGAAACCAAUACAUAAAACCGGAGUUUCUGGCAAUUUUUAAGAUCAAAGUGAAGACUCCUAUGGUCGAGGAAGAUACGAUUGUCGGCGAUGUUUUUGUGCGAACGACAUACGAGCGAUUUACCUUGCCGGUGUAUAUGCGAGUUGCACACGGCAAGAUUUCCUUGAAGAAGCUUAUUUUUACCGAUUGCUUCCCUGGAUCGAUCUGUGUGCAACAAGUAAAGGUGCACUCCACGUUUUCGAGACCGAUGGAAGUGACGCAUAUCGCACCUAUAAACAAGGACGACAGAAUAAAGUAUAUCCCGUUGGAGGAAGCUACCAUGCCAGUCAUAUCUAAAGGCGAGAAUAAUGUCGGCUCGAUACAAAUUGAUCCUUUGGUGACUUGCAAGCAACAUUGUUAUCUAGGUUUAUCAGUAGACACCAAUACGGGGAAUCAGUGGUUGAAUACGAUGAACCUUCCCUCGCAUACUCGCGACUCCGACUUGAAUUUGCUGAACACGCGAUAUGCGCGUUUCGUCAACUCUACCGCGGAUGGCUCGUGGGAAAACGUCACGAUGCGCUUGGACACAACCGAAGUACGCGGUCAUCGGUUUUAUGUAAACAUUAAACCAUAUUGGCCGAGUCUGUUGGUCGGUAUAAAAAACAAAAGUGUUUUGAUGUUCCCACUAACGCAAGUCGGAAACAUGUCGUACAGAACAAUCAAGUUGCACAAUCCGAGCGCGAGUCCGCUUAUAGUUCAGCUAGUUAUGGACUGGAGCUAUCCUCAAGGAGCACGUCUUUAUCAUUCUUUACCAAUGAAAUUUAAGCCCGUGUGCGCGGAAUGUUCGUCCACAGUCCCAGAAGAGUUCAAGCUAGAAGAGAAUGCUGAUGAGCGAGAGCUGUUCGAAAAACGAUGGAGUAUACCGGUAGCGUCUCAAUCGGUUCCUUUGUAUUUAUACCCUUUGGAAACAAGGAUGAUUCGUGUGGCGUAUACACCCGUCUCCGCUUCGGCGUCCUCUGGUUUUUUAUAUAUUAGAAAUAAUAUGACUAUUUUAGAAGUCCUACGUAUGAGCGGCCGAGGCGCGAGUGCGCAAUUUAGGUUCGGCAAUCGCAAGCCGGGGUCAACUACGCCCCUGCUAUUUGAACUUGUGGAUAAGCAUUUUAAAGAUUGCGAACGAGACCGUAGCAAACACGCUACGACUCCCGUUCUCACCGUAAAACACUCUUUCACGGCUAGGAACACGGGAGAGCUGCCGAUUGAGAUUUACGGCUUCUACAUCAAUGACUGGCGUUGCGAGGGUUACGGUUUCAAGAUACUCGAUUGCGCGCCUUUCAAGCUGAAUCCAAACGCUACUAAAAAAAUCGAGAUAGCGUUUACGCCGGAUUUUACGUUGUCGCGCGUGGAACGGAAACUGUUGGUGUUAACGAGCGGAGGACCGGACGGAGACGAGAAUGUCGAAAACGGUGUGGUGAUACUUAAUCUAUUGGCGAUUUUGCCGGUGCACUCAUUAGAUUUGUGCGCGCCGGUGUUCGCUAGACCAUCGUGGGAACGCGCGGUACAGUGGACCGCCAUUAGCAUUUCAUCGAUAGUGUUGGUGAGUGUUCUCGCGGUCUCGUUCUUCGAGGCGGAUCGAAUACUACGGGGAGCCCUGGCCAAUUAUUCGAAGGAGAGUCCAGUGCAACCGCCCCUGGAUCUGAGGAUGCUGUCACACAUCUCGAUGCACAAUUCGACGCAGAUCGGUACCGCUAACAAGAACGAGAGAAUUACGUCAAACGACGAUAAAAGCAAGACAAAGAAGGAUGAAACUUGCUUCCCGGAUUGGUCGUUGAUGAACGUUAAGAAGUGUAAGGACAAAGACGUGCAGAAAGGAUUGAAAAUCCCGGACUGGUCCACCGAGGAGGAACGUAGAUUCAAGUUGGACACCGAGUCUAAAGAUCUGCUGUCUUUCAAGCGAUGCGAGGAACCGUCUAAUGUAGAUAACACUACUAACGCCCUGAAUAUGACGAAUGGAUCGAAGAAGAAGAAUAACAGCAAGAAGCAAAGCAAUGCUUACGAGACUCAAUCGGACAAUUGUGUGGCGAACGAUACACUAACGGACACUCAAUUGGUUCAAGAGAAAAAGUAUACUGUUAAUAUGGUUACGAAGUCGAGUCCGACAUCAAAUAGAAAAGGAAAAGUACAAUCUACACAACCGAAUGUCAAGGAAGAGCCGAAGUUGUUCGAUCAUGAGGUUCAAGUGGACGCGGGAAUAAUCAAUAACAAUCGAAUUAACAAAUCGGACAAUAAGCGAAAUAAACAAACGAAUAACAUCGCAAACAACAACAGUAAUCACAAUAAUCACGUUUCUUUGAAAAAGCUCGAAUCAACGAGUGUUCAAAAAACCAUUCACCUUUCAGAGGAAGAGACCUCAUCCACGACAACGGAGAGUUCGACCCACGAUGAAACAACGUCCUGUAAAAAUUUUGAUCAACCGUGCGGGAAGCAAGAAAAGCUCCAAAGAAAGCCGAUAUCUAAGAAAAGCAAACCUCAGUCUAUUCCUCCUGUGCCAUGCAUAGAUUAUAAGGAUAAUUACGAAGGCGACUGUGAUGACGAUGAAUAUGAUAAAGAAAGGCAAAAUAAUCCAAAUAGAUGGAAGACGAGCUCUAGUAGAUCUAGCAUGAAGCACCAUGUUCAUACCUCACGCACCGUUGAAUCAUCUUUCAAGUUAUCACGUCAGAAUAAGAAUCCACCACGGAAGGAGAAGACAGUGCAGAAACGUCGAAAACACAUCAAAUCUCCUAAUGUAAAUGGAAACAUAAGCCAAAAAGAGGAUGUAACGCGCGGCGUAGGAACAACAAUUCCGACUCCAUUGCCGCCUCCGCCCUCGUGUUGGGGCGAGAACAGAGCUAAGUUCAGCGACGUGGUGGCCCGAAGUCAGGAGAUCGUUUUGCCGUUCUCCAAUUUAAAUCAUGUAAAUCACAAGAGUCAAACGAAUAUGUCAAAUCUGUCCACGGUGUUCGGCACCGACGUCAAAGAUGUUCAAUAUGCUAAAUCACAGUCGACGCAAGAGUUGUUGCAGACAUCGAAGGAGUAUAGUUUGAUGUCAAAAACCCCUCUCUGUAUCACAUCACUGGACAAAGAUAAAGCACUCAAUUCGGAGCCUCUAAUCUUACAGCCGGAUGUGCAACAUUCGAAUAGUUACUUCAUCAAUACUUUCACAGAACAUCCUUUUGAACGCGAACUGGUGCCAUACGACGAUCUUCCAGAAACUGACGAGCCUUUAGUAGAACUGGAGACACCUGAAGAAGACACGCGAUGUCAAUUGUGGGAAGAUACUACUCCUAUGAUAAAUUUGAUGGCAGACAGUACAAGCGGAUUUCAGUUGGAAUCACCGAAAACAACAGAGAAACCUGUUUUGUCUGAUUUGAAAGAUAAUUGGACAGUUGAUACGAAUUGGGAACCAUUGUAUACCAGAGCGGCGGUCGGAGAGGAACGUAGUGGCGUGUGGGGAAUCAAUACGGGGGGUGUAUGGGCUGCAGCACCCUGGGGUGCAGCUGCACCGCCCAUGAUGUCGCAAACAUUACAGUCCGAGUCGGAUACGCAAGAACGAUCCGGAUUUGAUCCGUUUCGUUCGCUCAGCACAAUAUGGACGCCGUCAUCGACUGAAUCGUGGCGAACGAAACGCGAGGAUUAAUAUGAUAGAAGAAACAAAGGAAGGUUUUAUCUUGUGAUAUCGUACGUUUUUGUUUCACGAUUUUUUGGCAAAAAUCGAAAGUAAAUGACGGUCUCUUAACAGCGACAAUAUGAUUGUUGCGACCAUGAUAUAUGGAUUCGAAAGCCACAUUGGAAAUUGUUAUAUUUUGUUACAACUACGCUGAGCGUACUUUGUGAUAUGAUUGUUACUAUUACGUUGGACGUAGUAACACACGCAGAUAUGAAUAGUUUCUCGAACGAGUUAUUUUCAUAUUGUUUCUUAAACCAAAAUCUAGAUGUUAUGUUUCUCAUUUUUUAUUUCUUUAUUUAAAGCAUACUAAUGCGAUACUUUAAAUUACUAUGAGUGAGGUGUACUUUGUGCAGGAUAAUUGAUUAUUCUUUUCUUUUUGUUUGGUUUGUUUUAUAAGAGAUACAUAUAUUGAUUGAUCGAUUACAAAUAAAAUGGAAAUAGCACAUGUGGAAUUACAGAACUUGCAUAAAAAAGUGGAAAAAAAAAGGAAAUGCAGUUUUUCAUAUUAUAAUCACAGCACGUAUUAAUUUAAAGGAACAACUAUAUCGUUAUACAUGGCUUAUAUAUACGGAAAUUUAUUAUUUGCUUCUUGAUUUACAGCACAUUCUUUCUCUUCUCUCGCGACAUUGUCCGCGUAUGCAUAUGUAAGGGGGAUUAAAAAAAAGAGGGACUAAAAAGGGGGGGAGAAAAGAAAAUAAACUAUCGCAAUACUCGAGAGUCCCGGAUCUUGGUAUAUUAAUCACGAAUAAUAAUUAAGUUAUUCGAGACGAGUGAGAACUGUGAUUUUUUAUAGUCUUGACUUGUAGAGAUACCUUCAAGCAAAUUUUCAAGAGUAAGUUUUACAAGGUUGCGCCGUAUACAAAGUAUGAAAAGUGAAAGAAAUGUGUACCUAUUCUUCAAGACUGGUAAUCGUUGUGUUUUAAUAAAGAAGUCACAAAAAAAGUGCAUAGUGAUGUUUUAAAAAG
Formica exsecta is the source of this 6371-nucleotide messenger RNA. It is a transcript of the gene Tmem131, whose product is annotated as transmembrane protein 131. Lineage: Eukaryota; Metazoa; Arthropoda; Insecta; Hymenoptera; Formicidae. Gene Ontology annotation, cellular component: membrane. The record is from RefSeq and is a predicted model, not a curated record.